GUAGACUAUCGGACUACCGUCGAGUGUUGCUGUACACACAUGACCAGCAACAGAAGCAGCCAGUCGUCAGUUAGGCGAAUAUUGUCAAUUGCGCUGGGGGUUACAGAAGGCGAUUAUUGGCAUUAGUACAGUCAUGAUUGUCGAAAUUAACGGCGAAAGCUCAGUGCGGAUAAGCAGUCAGCUAUGCAUAAUGUCUACGUGAUCCUAUUACUCAUCACCCUUGUCGAUCGGCUCUGCAGCGCUAGAAUCAUCACUGGACAGUUGACUACGCAUCAAAAUUGGGCUUUUCUAGCGAGAUUUUGUUUCCUCUCGGAAAAAGGCCGAUUCCAGUACGACUUUAUCAUCGACGAUGAGCAUACAGAGGCGAAUCUCCUGUUGUACUAUGACAGCCCGACGCAAUGGCCGAGUGUAUAUCCUUCCAACAAAACGUGCUUUGAAAGGGAGUCAGUCCUCAACAGAGAACUUGGUCAAAUUGUAUCGCUUUCACCAUACUCCACCUAUACCUCAGUAUCUGGAUGUUACUUCACUUCAGAAGAUAAGAAUCAAGUUCGAUGCAAGAGUUACAGAGAAUUCCGUUCUUCGAGACCUCGAUGGUGGUUCAUAGCUUUGUCAGAUUGUCACAAUGAUAAAGGACUCAAUAUUAGUUAUUGGAUAUCCUUGACCAAUGCCGAGGAGGGCAGCUUCUGGAGAUAUCAUUUUUCAGCAGAUGAAUUCUACAUUCUGCCAGAGUUGAUGAUAGGCGCUUGCAUUUACAUCUUGCUAAUAGGCUUUAGUAUUUACACUGCAUUCGAACUGCGCACAAGAAGACUUUUACACAUAACAUACAAGUUAUUUAUGCUCUCAUUGGCAACUCAAUUCUGUGGAUUGCUGUGUGAAAUCUACAGUAAUGUAAAUAGAGCCUUAAAAGGAUUCGACUUAAAAGGGGUAUCUCUAAUUGGAAAUUUGCUUGAAGCUUGUUCGGAAACAACUUUUACUACACUUUUACUGCUAAUGUCACUUGGUUACACAGUGACCAAAAGUCUCUUGACUCCCUUAGAAACUUGGAGACUAAGUGCCUUCAUUGGUAUAACCAUAUCAUUACAGUUACUACUAUUUGUUUAUGAAGCAGAAGCAUUUGACCCAGGACUUGUCUUGUACUUGUAUGAAUCACCACCUGGAUAUGGACUACUGGCUUUGAAAAUAAGUGCCUGGGUAGUUUUUGUAAUUUGCUGCUACAAAACAAGUAAAAAUGCUGCAAUAAAGUUUCAUUUUUACGGAUCUUUACUAUCUCUUGGAUCUGGUUGGUUUCUUUGCCAACCAUUAACGGUACUAACUAUUACGUUUUUAAUUGACAAAUGGGUAAGAGAGAGUGUUGUUAAAGGCAGUUCUCUCUGGGUGAUAUUUGUUGGGCAUCUAACAUUUCUUUAUGUGACACGACCAUCGUCAGCCAACACCAAUUUUCCUUUUCACAUCAGGACUUGUCAGGUAGUUCCGAUAGGAGGUGAAGGCCAAGGACACGCCUAUGAGCCUCAAUCUCGAACUGCUAUGACACUCUUUACUCUCUCACAUUCUCCACCAACAGUUAAUACUAUCUCUUGACUCUUGAUUGUAAAAGACAUUUGUAAAAGAAGCAAUAUUACGUGUAUAUAUUUCUGUAUGAAACCAAACGAUUAUAUUUACACUUUUCAUACAAUGUGGGAACAAUUUAUAAAGUUAAAUAUAGAUAUUUACUUAUUUACAAAAA
This is a messenger RNA of Nasonia vitripennis (jewel wasp), 1723 nucleotides long. RefSeq names its product transmembrane protein 145. The coding region runs from base 184 to 1578 and encodes 464 amino acids. The record is from RefSeq and is a predicted model, not a curated record. Gene Ontology annotation, biological process: G protein-coupled receptor signaling pathway; response to pheromone. The transcript is spliced from 4 exons. Lineage: Eukaryota; Metazoa; Arthropoda; Insecta; Hymenoptera; Pteromalidae.